CGGCGGUGGCAGUGGUGGUGGCAGUGGUGGUGGCAGUGGCAGCGGGGGCAGCCAUACUCAAACAACCGCCGAGCGAGGAGCGCGGCGCGGUGUAGAAAUGAAACGAUAAUACAGCACGUUGAAACGCUCACGGCUUAGGGACGAGGCGCAAGGCGUGAGUGUGACCGAUUGGGCGUAAAAGAAUUAGAAGACAGAAAAGAAUCAGGGCGGAAGUGCGGCAAAGUUCGCAGAGGAAAAGGAAAGAGUGUGUCGACGAAAAGAAGGGGGCUCCGCCGUCGAAUCUCGGUGGUGGCACGGAGUGGACGGUAUGAGCGCAAAGACGGACGUUAACAGGCGAGUCCUAGCGAUUCAGGCCAAAAAGAAGAGGCACAAGCCGAGUAAAAGAAAAGGGAAGGGUAAUUCUCAGGGUGAUACGGACUCAACUACCGGACAAUGCUCAAAAGUACAACCAGCCGCCGCACGGCAAGGACAAGGAUCCGACUUCUUUCAAGAUCCCUCUUCGGGACAGAGACCAUACUCCAGCGAUAAUGGAAAUAGAUUGGAACCAUGUCACAGCUCGAGCAAUGAAACGAUAGAGGAUGACGAUGAAGUGUACAGUAGCGAAGAUGAAGAGCAGGAAGAUAGCAGUGAUUAUUGCAAAGGAGGUUAUCAUCCUGUGAAGAUAGGGGAUUUGUUUUUAAGUCGUUAUCAUGUGACUCGAAAACUUGGCUGGGGUCAUUUCUCUACAGUCUGGCUUUGCUGGGAUCUACAGGAUAAACGAUUUGUGGCCCUCAAAGUAGUAAAAUCUGCAACACAUUUUACUGAGACUGCUUUGGAUGAAAUAAAGUUAUUAAAAGAUGUACGUGAUAUCGAUCCUAGCGAUCCUAAACGAAAUAAGACCGUCCAAUUGCUCAAUGACUUCAAGAUCAGUGGCAUUAAUGGUCUUCAUGUUUGCAUGGUAUUCGAAGUGCUUGGACAUAAUCUCCUUAAAUUGAUCAUAAAAUCUAGCUAUAGAGGAAUUCCAAGGAACAAUGUUAAGCGCAUCAUUCGCCAAGUCCUUGAAGGUCUUGAUUAUCUUCAUAAUAAAUGUAAAAUUAUUCAUACAGAUAUCAAACCUGAAAAUGUUCUCAUAUGUGUAGAUGAAACUUAUAUAAGAAAAUUAGCUUGUGAGGCAACCGAAUUACAUUCUUUGGGUAUAAAAUUACCAGUUUCUUUAAUUUCUACUGCGCCGAAAGAAUUUCAAGAACCCACGCCAAAUUCCAAAAUGUCUAAAAAUAAAAAGAAGAAAUUGAAGAAGAAAGCUAAACGGCAAAAUGAAUUAUUGAAGAAACAAAUGGAACAGAUAGAGGAAAUAGAAGAACAAAAUAAACUUGCAAAUAGUACAAGAGAAAAUGGUGAGUUGGAGACAAAUAGUCCGGAUCAAGAUGUGAAUACGGAAAGUAUAGAGGAUAAUACAGAAAGUAAAGGUUCUCCUGAUAUCUCAGAACCAUCUGUACCAUCGUUACACAUCAAUGGAGUGGAUGGUUUAGCAGGUGGAGAAAAAAUAGAAAAUCAAUCAACCGAUCGGUCGGAGAAAAUGGAAAAUGUGACUUUAUGUGAUGUAGACAAAAGUUGUGGUGAAAGUACUCUACCACGAGAUGCAGAAGAUACGGACGAAUGUAGCGAAGGACGUAAUUUAAAUCCACCGGAGAGUAAACAAUUAAAACGGGCAUCUGUAGCACCACUUGAUCCAGCUACGGUAGAUUGUGAAGUUGAAGUAAAGAUAGCUGAUCUUGGAAAUGCAUGCUGGGUUCAUAAAAAAUUUACAGAUGAUAUACAAACACGACAAUAUAGAUCUUUAGAGGUUUUGUUAGGAUCAGGAUAUGAUACUUCUGCAGAUAUAUGGUCCACAGCAUGUAUGGCAUUUGAAUUAGCAACUGGUGAUUACCUUUUUGAGCCACAUAGUGGUAAGGAAUAUUGUAGAGACGAAGACCAUCUAGCUCAUAUUAUAGAGCUACUUGGAGAAAUACCUAGACGUAUAGCGCUCUCUGGAAAAAAUUCGAAAAUGUACUUUAACAAAAAGGGUGAACUGAAGCAUAUUACCGGAUUAAAGCCAUGGGGGCUUUAUGAGGUGCUUACAGAAAAGUAUGAUUGGUCACCGAGUGAAGCACGCGAAUUUGCUGAAUUUUUAACGCCAAUGUUAGAAUUUGAUCCGAGUAUGCGAGCAACAGCUGCUGAGUGUCUGAAGCACCAAUGGUUGCAAAUCAAGUGAUCCUGCUUUUAUUUUAUUUUCUUUUAUUUUAUUUCAUUUUUUUUUCUUUUUUUUAAUUCUUUUAUCUUCAAAUUUCUGAGAUCCUCACUCUUUACCACCUUGAUGCAAUUACAAGUCGAGAGUGUAAUAGGAAGCGAAAGUCAGAAAAAAUUUUUUAUACCCAAUUAUAGUUUCAAUUUUCAAUAUAAAACGAGUACAUUACUAGGAGCGCACAUCCUAUAUUUAUUUCAUAUUUUGGGCCAUAAAGGAAUUUUAAGACACAGCCUAUAUAUAUGACACAAACGUAGCACAUCAUAAUGUAAAAAUAUACGCGAAUAAUUCGUUCGACGAUAAUAAAUUCUACUGAUAAAUGUCUCGAUAUUAUUAGGAGUUAGACAACAUUUAUAUAUAUAUAAAAAAAAAAAAAAGAAAAAAAAGAAAAAAAAGAAAAAAGAAAAAAAAGAAAAGGGGGAGAAAAAAAAGAAAGGGGGAAAAAAAAAGAAAAGGGUUAGAAAUCAAUUCUAUGAAAUUUCGUUAUACAGUGAGGUAUGCUUCCUAAUGAAAUACUCUCGACAUCACCCGCCUAUACGUGUAUUUAUAAAUUUGUUAAAUCAUAUUUUUCAUUUAGCGAUGACAACUUAAAUUAAAGUUAAUAGUAUUUUAUUACUUUAUACAUUCGUUACAUCCUUCGUACUGGUCACUUUAUUUAUCUACAAGUAUUCCAAGAGUCAUGGUACCCACUCAUAAGAUACUUUAUAGAUAUUUAAGGGCAGGCCCGUUAAAACGCGUAAAUUUCUAUAACUCAAUCUGACUAGAUUUCUUUUUAUGAUAUAAUGUCAGUUAACAGUAAACUCUUAAUGAAAGUUCUUUUCUCCAUUAAUUAUUUUCUAUAAACUCUUAGACGUAUAAUGUAAAUUUCUCACUACCUCGUUGCAUUAGAUAUUUUAAAAUACUCAUACACAACACAUGCCGGAACAUGUAGUUAAUGCACAGAAUAUUUCUAUGAAUUUACAAUGUAUUCAAAUGUACGAAUGAUUGGUAUCAAGUGAGAGUUGGUCACCAGAUUCUUGGUAUAUAAAGCCAAGCUAGGCCGAACACAAAUCGAUAUGAGACAAUAUGUUUUUGCUGAAUAUUUAAAGGGGCAGAAAUAUUUGAGUAAACGAAAGAUCGUUAAAUUAUGAGCAUUUUAAUAAGAAUAUAAGCCAAACGUACAAAUAUCUAAAGCAAUAUUAAUUUUCGAUUAUGCAAACAUUAUGAAUCUCAAUGGUCUCAUUCCAAAAGUAAUGCGGUUUUUUAAAGUAAGUUUUAAAAUAACGAAAAAAAAGAAUACUUUCAACUUUAAUCUAAGAUAUAUUUAUCACUAUUAUUUACAAUUUGUUUUUAUCUUGAUUUGAAAUGUUCAAUACCUUCAAUAAUUUCUCACUAUCAGGAAAUUUUCAAGAUAUUUUGACUUUGGUUUAUCAAUACCUGGAUCAUAAAUUUUGCGUAUUUUAUUGAUUGUUACUGUAGCAGCAGUACUCUCGCAAAAACAUUCAAAACAAAUUAAUGCCUUAAAUGCUCUUUCGACACUUCCAUAACGUGUUUAACUCUUAAAUUCACGUAUGAAAAAUUAAACUAGCACACAAUUACUUAAAACACUACAAAUUCUACACAUAAAUAAUACACAUUGUACGAAUAUGCAAUAAUUAAAAUAUUGCAUCCUCCAUUUUGACAAAUAAGAAAAAAUCGCCUUAUUUAUGGGACGACCCAAUUUAUUAUUAUAUCCUUUUGAAAAUGAAGCGAAUGCACACAAAUUGUCUUAUCUCGUGUGUUCUGAAGUAUCGAUUCUAAUAUAUACUUUCCUAUGUCUGAAACUCUCUAUGUUAAGUCUGAAACAUCAUGUGUGCAUAUAUGUGUGUAUAUAUAUAUAUAUACACAUCAUAUAUAUAUAUAUAUAUAUAUAUAUAUAUAUAUAUAUACACACACAUAUAUAUAUAAGCACAUAAGUAUACACACACAAGUUCUAUAUAACCAUCUUCAUACAUUGACCGAUCAUUGAGCUCUUCGCCGAUAAAUUAUUUCCUGUUUUAUAUUAAAACAAAAGCAAAACAAAAAAACAGUGCAUACACUGUAUAUUCAGCAUCAUCGGCUCGUUCAUGUUAUUCUGCUUCGUCUAGCACUUCAAAUCUAUACUCUAUCGUUUUCUUUCUUUCUUUCUUUCUUUCUUUCUUUCUUUCUUUCUCUCUUUUCCUUUUGGUAAGACUUAAACUUAGGGUUUCAUAUCGACAUGUGGAUACGCUUAUGUGUACGUACAAGGAUCUUAAUAAAAUCAUGCUUCGUUUUUUUCUUACCUUGGUGUUUCUCACCAGGUAAAGCGAUUUUAUUUAUAUAAGUAUUUAUCGUCACGUAUCAUAGUCAUUUCGUUUUCCGCUAACAAAAAAUUUUGUAAAAAAUAAUGAAAAUCUGUAUAAUAAUUGAUCUCAUGUGAACAAUGUGCAUCUGCUCUCACUAACAAGGUAUCAAUUUUGAAACAAAAGUCCUGGCACGAUAUUCUUCACACACAUAAGAGAAACGUGUUGUACAAUUAUAUCUGGAAAGGGGGAAAAAAGUUAACGAUUUCGUCAUUGAAAUUAUGAUUAUAAUUUAUUAUAUACUACUGUACUGCGAGAAACGGGAAAUAUUGUGACGUACAGAGGUUUAUUACAAUAUUUUCUCAGCGACAAAAAAGAACAAAACCAGGAAGAAGAAAAAGGAAAUCAACAACACCGAAUAAAUAAAGUCCCCUCUACUUGUAAUGCAGUAAUUAGUAUGGAACGCGUUUAAGAUUAUAGAUGAUCCGUUUAGCUAAUGAUGCGCCCUACGAAUUUAUGCUUGUUUCAAUUGAUUCUAUGAGCUGUAGAAUCAAGCACGCGAGCCGUAGGCAUUAUCACGGCUUCGCAUCAUCUAACGGCGAUCUUGUCGAAUUUGUACAGUAAAUAUUAGAGUAAAUAGCGAAUAUACGCGGAUACAAUUUUGUGAGAGGAUUUGAUGGCCAUUGAAAUUCGUUGGUAUCAUCUCGAGGUAAUCCGAGUUACGUCUACUUCUUUAUUUUAAUUCUUUUUCUUUUUAAAUUAAUCAGAUUCAAUGUAGCCAUAAACGUGUAUUUUGCAUACAAUAUAUAAAGCUCUUAUUGAAAAUAAGCUGACUCUAGAUAAGAACAAAAAACGUUAAACUAAUUCGUUCAAAUAGUACAACGAGAGUCGACUUUAAAGGUGAACAUUUUGAAACACAAAAGAUUCUUUUUAACUUUUCAUUAAGCAGAAAAAUAUUCGAUCGCCUCUAUCAUAUUGACGGACUUCAUUGGCCUGACGUAUGUUCGUCUUGUAGGUCAUAUAUUGCAAUUAAAAUAGAAGAAGAAGAAGAAGAAGAAGAAAAAAAAGAGAAAGAAAAAAAAAACCACAAAUCGAAAGAGAAACAUGAAUACCGACUUAUGUAGAGAUAUAAAUCCAUUAUUUACGUAGGCGUACGAUGGCUGCUUAAAUGCUAGUUAGAAAACAAAAUUAAUGACUUGUGUAACAUCUGAUGUAAACAUUUGAACUUAACGGACGUUUCAAUGGCUAAGGAUCUUCUCGUGCGUGUUAUAAUUAAUAAUACGUAAUAGAAUUAUUCGUUAAUGGCAUGUCGACCGUAAUACAUACGUGUAUUUCUGACUAUUCGAUGAAGAAAAGAAAAGAAAAGAAAAGAAAUAGAGGAAGAGAAUGGUUUGUAUAGGGACCCAAUUUUGAACUACACCAGCGGAUCAUGUUCCAAUCGGUAGGGAAAAGACAGUUAAAUGUUUGACAAUGGCUCACUCAAAUGAAUUGUCGAAAUGUUGGGACUCGUGGGAAAAGAAGAAAAUUAAAGCAAAAAAAAAAAGAAAGAAAGAAAGCAGAAAAUGGCAUUACAAAGGAAGAAAUUCGAAAAAUAGGUAGAAAAUUAAUAUUAUAGUAGUCUGUGAUUUUUAUAUAAUUGCAAAAUAACGGAGAAGGCUAAGAGGAAUUAUUUGUCGAUAAAGAGAGAUAGUCAGUAAGAGUGAAUACAAUCGAGAUUAAUCAUUUUAGUGAACAUAAAAUAAGAAAUGAAAAUCAAUGCAAGACACUCGGACGGGGAAAAAGAACACCAAGUCGCAAAUUUACUCGACCGAUGUCUAUUGUAAAUACAUAUACGCGGAAAUAAUUAGAAGACAAUUUUCUUUUGCACCGCGUUUUAAUCGUGACUGACUCUUUUCAUCGGUAAAGAUUAAUUAAUCGUGAGUAACGGGACAGUUGUCAGGGAUGACAAAAAUUUGAUAAGAGAAGCGCGCGUAUCUUACUGAUUGGUACAUAGUCAGUCUGGAGUCGUGGAAUCACGAAAGAUUUCAUUAAAAAUUAUCCAUGUUUAGCAAAUUAAAGCGCAGAAGUAUAUUACGAGCCACGCGAAAGAUCUGAAAAGAAACGAUGACUAUAAACUUUUUGAGAAUAAAAAAAGAAUAAAGAAAAGGAAGAAAACCAAACGACGAAUGAAACAAAAGAAAGAAAAAAAAAAAAAAAAAAAAAAAAAAAAAAAAACAUUAUGUAGGACAUCUUCAUAUACGUGAUCAUUUUUAGAAUCGUUUAUCGAUCGAAAAGUGAGAUCGAACGAAAGAAUUAACUUUGAACGAUAACAACAGGAAAACAAAAAAAAAAAAAAAAGAAGAAGAAAAUACAUUCAGAAAUAGCGUUAUAAAAGUUGAUUGGAGUGUUUUUAGAGAACAACAAGCUUCCGAGCUUUUAGACAAUAUCCUAAAUAUUAGCACUAAUGAGUGCCCCUUCCCGGCCGACCCAUCCUUCCGAUAUCGUUACGAGAAAGUAAGAGAGAAGUGAUUAGAAAGUUUUAAUCUACCGAUCGUAGGGAAAAGGAGCGAGUGAGAGUUAAUUCAAUUAUACACACACACACACACACACAUUUUCUUUUUUCCUUUUUCAAUCUUUUGCUUUUCCUUCCCCUCAAAUUACAAUUCGUUUCUUGAUUAUCGAGUUAAUAUUGUUAGAUCAAUGCGAUUUAUAAGAGUCAUGUCAUUUCGUUUCAAUUCUCUCAUCAUCGGAUUUAUCCGUUUCGUGUCACGAAAUCAUUUUUCGUUUUCGCACGGUGUCCAUUUCUACGUUUAUUUGUCAAUCCCUCCAUGUGUUUCGCAAGAUAAAUGAAUUAAUAAUAAUAAUAAUAAUAAUAAUAAUAAUAAUAAUAAUAAUAAUAAUAAUAAUAAUAAUAAUAAAAGAAAAAAAGAAAAAAAAAGUAAAAAAUAAAAAAAAGGAAAGAUAAAUCCGUGAAAAUGCACGUUGAAUCGGCACGAUGCCUCGUAUGCUCCAUUACUUCGAGAUCGAUAGAGAUUUCUCGCAAAUACACGAGGCAUUCGUAAAUUACUAUGAUUAAACGAAAAAAGAAACGAACGAGUCGAAAGAAAUAAAUGGAUUUGAUGUUUAGAUGCUGCCUCCAUUAUAUGCCCUGCCACAGGAAAAAGUAAGAUAAUAAACAUAGACCCAUGUACCCACCUCUAAGAGAAUGAUAUAUAUAUAAGAAAUAAAUUCGCAAGAAAAUAAAAAUAAAUAAAAAAAGGGAAUUUUUUCUUUCCAAUUUCAUCCAAUGCCCCAUCAAGUUAGCGAAGGAGAGAGAAAAAAAGAAUAGAGAUAAAAAGGAAGAAAUUCAAUACGGUUGCGACUUUUAUUUAUUUUAUAUAAACGACUUUUUUUCUUUGUUUUACAAAAUACUCGAUCAAUAAAAUUAUUUUCAAUCAUUGAUAACAUAGGGAUGUAUUUUACAUAUGUUUUUUAUUACAGAUAUCAAUUUUCUCGUUUGGGUUUUGCGUGAAACAAAGAAAGUUAUAAUUUUUAUUUUUGUAUCUAUGUACUAAAUUUUUUAUAAUCGACGAGAGUGUUUUAAAUAUAAAGAUUUAUAAAUUCCUUUAAGAAGACUGAUAACGAUAUUAAAAUAUAAAUAUGCAAAGUGUGUACAAAAUGAAUUGAAUGUGAAAACGGA
This is a messenger RNA of Vespa velutina, 8197 nucleotides long. RefSeq names its product SRSF protein kinase 2 (gene SRPK). Gene Ontology annotation, molecular function: protein kinase activity; ATP binding. Gene Ontology annotation, biological process: spliceosomal complex assembly; protein phosphorylation; regulation of mRNA processing. The record is from RefSeq and is a predicted model, not a curated record. NCBI's taxonomy places the organism in Eukaryota, Metazoa, Arthropoda, Insecta, Hymenoptera, Vespidae. Bases 308 to 2230 code for a protein of 640 amino acids. The transcript has 6 exons.